CCUUUGUGAGUCAGCCCAGCAGUAUACCCUGCUCAUAAAGUCUUUUAUGCCUGGGCUCCGGUCUCAUGCUUUUGGCCGACCUUACAUUUUGGUGCCAAAACCCGGAACGAACCUAACACACACCAAGGGCAGGAAACAAACGUGAUUAAAGUCCAAGGCUGGGACUUCCUCCUUGGGGUGUUUGACAAGGGCUGACGUACUCUGGGCCCUUUGAAUCCCGGAAAUUAAGGACACACCCAACCUUGGGUGCAGCAUCCUGAGAGCCGGAGCAGCGUAGGUAAUAGGACCGAAGCAAACAACAUUUCAACAUGAGGGACCCACUGACAGAUUGUUCGUAUAAUAAAGUAUACAAGAACCUAAAGGAAUUUUCUCAAAAUGGAGAAGAUUUCUGCAAGCAGGUCACAUCCAUUCUUCAGCAAAGGGCCAACUUGGAGAUUAACUAUGCAAAAGGACUUCAGAAACUGGCAACGAAGCUGAACAAAGCAUUACAGAGCACAAAGAAAAACUGUCUCGUCAGUGCCUGGGCCUGGGUCUCAGAGGGCAUGAAAUCUGCAGCGGACCUGCAUCAAAAACUUGGCAAAGCAAUUGAGUUGGAAGCAAUAAAGCCAACUCAUCAAGUCCUUAGUGUACACGAGAAGAAGAGAAAAUCACUUGAUAAUGAAGUUGAAAAGGCAGCAAAUCUUGUCAUUAGCAACUGGAAUCAACAAAUUAAGGCCAAGAAGAAAUUGAUGGUCAGUACCAAGAAGCAUGAAGCACUUUUCCAUCUUGUAGAUAGCUCCAAGCAAAUUACGACUGGGAAGGAGAAGCAGAAGCUGCUCAAUAAAUUGAAAAAAUCAGCUGAGAAUUUGGCAAAAGAAGAUGAGAACUACUACCAAAAAAACAUGGCCAGCUGUUCUGCCAGACUGAAAUGGGAGAACACACUGGAAAACUGCUUCCGGAGCAUCCUGGAGCUGGAGAAGGAAAGAAUUCAUCUCUUCUGCAAUAACUUAAACCAGUACUCCCAACAUACUUCUGUUUUUGGCCAAACCCUGACCACAUGCCACACGCAGAUCCACUGUGCCAUCAGCAAGAUAGAUAUCGAAAAAGAUAUCCCUCUCGUGGAAGAAACUGCAAAUUCAUCUGCAGAAAAUAAAUCUGAGUUCCUACUAACUGAUUACUUUGAAGAAGACCCUAAGAAUGCAAUGAGUAAAGAGUGGCAAGUGUCUUCAUUAAAAUCAAAACUGUCGAGAUUGCAAAAAGAUAUUGAAAAAGCCUCACAAGACCAGGAAGGCCUGGAACGAAUGCUGAGAGCCUACACCAGCCACUCCUCCUUCUCAGACACAGAGAGCCAAAAAAACACAGCCGCCUUAAUAGAUGAGAACAACUUGAAACUAGACCUUUUGCAAGCAAACUCCUACAAAUUGUCAUCCAUAUUAGCAGAACUCGAGCAAAGACCUCAACCCAGCCAUCCCUGCAGUAACUCCAUCUUCAGGUGGAAAGAAAAGCAGCAGACACACAGCUCUGUAAAAAUAUCUCGGCCUUUUCUGAUGAAGAGAUUAGAGAAUCUAAAGUGCUUUGCGCCAUGUUCAUCUUGCCCACUGACCAACAGUAAUCCUUGUAACUCAAUCCAACUUUCAGCCUCCGGUGUGACCCAGGUCGGCAAUGGUCUUUGCAAGGCCUUAUAUUCUUUUCAAGCCAGGCAAGAUGAUGAAUUGAAUUUGGAAAAAGGCGACAUUGUGACUAUACACAAGAAAAAAGAAGAAGGAUGGUGGUUUGGGUCUUUAAAGGGGAAAAGGGGCCAUUUUCCUGCCGCUUAUGUGGAGGAACUUCCUUCAAGUGCUGGGAUCACAGCUUCACAAGCGUGAGCAAGAUUCUGAAGGCACUGCUUACACACUGUAAAUUUAUACAAUGUUGUAUAAAUAAAGACAAAUGCUGUGAUCUUUA
Messenger RNA from Sus scrofa (pig), 1923 nucleotides. NCBI's taxonomy places the organism in Eukaryota, Metazoa, Chordata, Mammalia, Artiodactyla, Suidae. The record is from RefSeq and is a predicted model, not a curated record.